AUGAAGGACAAUGGCCUGAAUAUAUGUCAAAGGAAGUACUCUCUUGAUAUCUUAGAAGAAGUCGGUUUCCUCGACUGCAAACCGGUUGCCACUCCCAUUGUUCCUGGACAACGAUUGACUAAGGACACUGGUUCCCCUCUUACUGAUGCAGCUCCAUACAGACGGCUUGUUGGUCGCUUACUAUAUCUAACGGCAACUAGGCCAGAUCUUGCGUAUGCCACACAACAAUUGAGUCAUUUUGUAGACUCUCCAACAUCUGAACACAUGAGUGCUGCUCACCCUGUCCUUCGCUACAUUAAAGGAGCUCCUAGACAAGGCCUAUUGUAUCCAACAAACACUGCAGUUCAGUUGAAUGUGUUUGCAGACUCUGACUGGGCUUCUUGUCCAGAAACUUGCAGGUCCAUUACAGGAUUUUGCAUCUUCCUAGGCUCUGCUCUCAUCUCAUGGCGCUCAAAGAAGCAAAUGACCGUUUCUCUUUCUUCUUCAGAGGCAGAGUAUCGUGCCUUUGCAUUUCUACUGUUUGUGAGACACAAUGGAUAA
Ipomoea nil (Japanese morning glory) is the source of this 540-nucleotide messenger RNA. RefSeq lists its product as uncharacterized. Bases 1 to 540 code for a protein of 179 amino acids. Lineage: Eukaryota; Viridiplantae; Streptophyta; Magnoliopsida; Solanales; Convolvulaceae. The record is from RefSeq and is a predicted model, not a curated record. The transcript has a single exon.